AUGAACGCCCUCAGAACCGUCACAGAGGCAAGCAUCACGGCAGUCAAAGGUGCCGCCUCGCCUGAGAAUCAGCGCGCCGCCCUGCUCGCCGUCACAGAAAAGGGAGGAGAGCUGGCCAAGGCAGCCCCAGGUGCCGCUUCGCAGGCAAGUCCCGCCCUCGCCAGCGAACCUUACGAGUGCGCAUGGUUGCGGAGCUUGGAGCUCUGA
Molecule: messenger RNA, 207 nt
Organism: Diaporthe amygdali
Lineage: Eukaryota; Fungi; Ascomycota; Sordariomycetes; Diaporthales; Diaporthaceae
Exons: 1
Coding region: 1-207 (68 amino acids)
Source: RefSeq, a predicted model, not a curated record